AAGUGAAACCACGUGCCAAGUUCCGGUUACGCAUUCUGUUGUGUUAAUGGAUAGUUAUCGGCUCUACAGCCACUGGCUUAUUUACAUAUUUGAACAUGUCGUGCUAACUAUUUCUACUUUGGUUAGGCGAAAAAGCUUACUAGCAGUCAGCUACACAGUGCCAGAGCAUGCAAUUGAAGAAUCUUGUGAGAACGUGUUUAUUGUUUUUUUAUCCAGUUGUUCCAGUGCUUGCUUAUCUCGUCACGAUGAGUUUACUUAUUCGUAACCUCCAGAAGACGGUGCCGUUGCGUCGCGCCAGACUUCGCAGAGAUGUUGAGACCUUGAGGCAGAUUUUUGGUAUUAAAAAAUUUGACCUGGGGUUGAUCUGCGUGGAUAAUCGAAGAAUUCAACGUAUAAAUGAAAUGUACAGAGGAAAGAACAUGCCGACGGACGUCCUCUCAUUCCCCUUUUACGAGGACUUGGAGGCUGGGAAACUACCUGGUCAUCUGUGCAGAGAGGAAUUAGAUCUCGGAGACAUUUUCCUUGGAGUAGAAUACAUCAUGGAACAGUGCCGAGAUGAGUCCCGGGACUUCCACAGUGUGCUGCCUGUAAUCGUUGCUCAUGGCAUUUGCCACCUCCUUGGAUACAGGCAUGAAACCGAGGAAGAGUGGACACAGAUGUUCCAGAAAGAAAAGCACAUCCUAAAUGAGUUCAGCAGACUCACGGGAAACCAGCAGGAGCCGCUCACAAAAAGAGACGGUUAUGACACGUGAUUGAGCCGUGAAACAUGGAGACAGUUGAUGCCUAAUUUGAGAUGAGGAAUAUUUAAAUCAGAAAUUCAAGGGCAGACAGCCUGAAGAUAAGCGCUGCAGACGAAUACUUUAUCACAGGGAAACUUCAAAAUAUUGUAUUUAUUUUGACAGUUUUAUAAAUGUUUAAAAUAAAUUGUAAUGAAAUGGA
Conger conger (European conger) is the source of this 939-nucleotide messenger RNA. Its product is annotated as endoribonuclease YbeY-like. NCBI's taxonomy places the organism in Eukaryota, Metazoa, Chordata, Actinopteri, Anguilliformes, Congridae. Gene Ontology annotation, biological process: rRNA processing. Gene Ontology annotation, molecular function: metalloendopeptidase activity. The transcript has 4 exons. The coding region runs from base 168 to 752 and encodes 194 amino acids. The record is from RefSeq and is a predicted model, not a curated record.